UCUCCAUGCCUUUGUCUUUUUACAGUCAAUAGGAAGGUGGACUUUAUAGAGAGAGAAAGAGAGUGUGAAGACUAACAGUAGUUGUACAUACAUAUAUACAAAUAUAGAGAGAUAAAGGAAAAGUACCGUAUGAUAUAGAGAGAGAAACUCAGCGAACGAUGAAACACAUUUUCAAGAAGCUUCACCAUCAAAAUCGAUCCAACGACGCUCAAUCUACUUCCUCGGCGGUUUCCUCAUCUUCGCCGGCGGCGGUAUCACCGUCGUCAUCGGCGUCAUGUGCUACCGAUCACCGGAAUUCGAGUUCUGUUGCUCAAUCACCGUCGGCUCCUUCCACGGCGUCGAGUGCCUCCACGACGGCCGCUGCUCCGACUAGUGCUGGUGGCGGAGGAGGGAAUAUUUCGACGAUCAAUCGGCAGCAGGAUUAUUAUACUUCGGAGGAAGAGUACCAGGUGCAGCUUGCCCUAGCGUUGAGUGUGUCAUCCUCGCAGGCUCAGGAUGCUUUCCCGUGCGAUGUUAACUCAAGCAACGGUCAAAUACUCGGGGGAGGGCGAACCGCUGCUGACUUGGCACGUGAUAGGGAGGAUGCCGCUGCGGACUUAUUAUCGAGGCAGUAUUGGGAUUAUGGUGUGCUGGACUAUGAGGAGAAAGUUGUUGAUGGUUUCUAUGAUGUAUAUACUCUCUUCACAGAUCCAGCAAGUCGUGGGAAAAUGCCAUCUCUUACUGAACUUGAAUCAAUUCCUGGGAGUUCUGACUUUGAAGGUGUAAUAAUUAAUCGGAGAAUUGACCCCUCCUUGGAAGAGUUGAUGCAGAUUGCACAUUGUAUUACAUUGGACUGCCCUGCCAGUGAGAUUAAUCUGUUAGUACUGAGGCUUUCGGAACUUGUAACAGAGCAUUUAGGUGGGCCAGUAAAGGAUGCAAAUAUCAUAUUGGCCAAAUGGAUGGAAAUAAGCAACGAGUUGAGGACAUCACUUCACACCAGUGUGCUGCCAAUUGGAUCCCUAAAAGUUGGGCUUUCACGUCACCGUGCAUUGCUUUUUAAGGUACUAGCUGACCAUGUUGGAAUACCCUGUAGACUUGUUAAAGGGAGUCACUAUACUGGCGUCGAAGACGAUGCUGUCAACAUUGUAAAGUUACCAAAUGAUAGCGAGUUUUUGGUUGAUCUCAUGGGAGCACCUGGCACACUUAUACCAGCUGAUGUUCUGAGUGCAAAGGAUGCUUCUUUUAAAUCAUAUGGUCCAAAAUUGAACAAGAUUCCAAGUUUUCCGUCCAAUAAUGAUUCUGGAGUUUCUUACCCGAGGCCGAACUUGUUAUCUGGUCAAAUUUCUGGAUUAGGAGAUGAUUUCUCUAAUAGGUCUAAGCCUGAGAAGAUAGAAUCAGCUCAUUCAAUCUCAGAUGCAGGUGGUAGCUCCACCCCUGGUUCUUCAGCAAUCAUUAAAAGACCAUCUUCUUCAAAUCAGGUCGAUUGGACUUCGCCAUUAGCAAUUGGAACUUCUUUGUACAAAGGGGGCCGUGGACCCAAUGCUGCUGGCGAUGGCUUGAGGCUGAAUGUAAAUGUGGUUCCUUACGAUCAGAAUAACCCGGAGGACCCAAAGAAUCUUUUUGCUGAUCUUAAUCCGUUUCAAGUAAGAGGCUCUGGCAAUACAGUGAUGCAGAAAAACCCUGCAAGAAACAAAGUCAGUGAAUUGCAACAGCCGAAAAAUACUUUGGUCACUGGACGACCUCCUGCCCCUAUGAUGUGGAAAAAUCGGUAUGCACACAAUGAGGUCCCCUGGAAAAACGAUUCUGAUUCUGAGGCACUUUUUCCAAAGAAGAACUGUGGAUCUAGUGGCUAUAAUACAUCAUCAAUAGCAUCUACCAGCUCAAACAUACCACAGAAAUCUUCCCCUGAUACCUCCAGGUUACAUGGAAACUCACAUCCUGCCUAUAGAGGAAAUGAAGGGGUUACUUCCACCCAGGAUAACAGUUCCAAAUUAUCAGCUGAACUUGAGUUUAGAAGGUUGUCUGUUCAGGACAGUCAAAACGACAAUAGAGAAACAAGUCAAUGGGAGGGGCACAUUUUGCAGACUGAUGAGUUAAAUAGGACACAGGCACACGGACAAGCUAUUAUCCUGGAAAGUGACCACAUAAGAAAUUUGCAAGCUCAGUCAAUAGGAACAAAUAUAAAAUUGAAGGAGCCAGAAUAUCCAACUUCUUCAGGCGAUGUAGGUCGAAAUCAGGUUGAUCCUGUAUUUGACGAUGUUGGUGAUUGCGAAAUUCCAUGGGAAGAUCUUGUCAUUGGCGAGAGGAUUGGUCUUGGUUCAUAUGGGGAGGUUUACCAUGCAGAUUGGAAUGGCACUGAGGUUGCUGUAAAGAAGUUCCUCGAUCAGGAUUUCUCAGGUGCAGCUUUGGCCGAGUUUAAGAGAGAGGUGCGUAUCAUGCGUAGGUUACGACAUCCAAAUGUUGUUCGUUUUAUGGGUGCUAUAACUCGGCCACCCCACCUUUCUAUUAUCACUGAGUUCCUGCCACGAGGUAGCUUAUAUCGGAUAAUUCAUCGUCCUCAUUGUCAAAUUGAUGAAAGGAGAAGAAUCAAAAUGGCUCUUGAUGUGGCAAAGGGCAUGGAUUGCUUACAUACAAGCAACCCUACGAUUGUUCACCGUGAUCUGAAGUCACCUAAUCUCUUGGUUGAUAAGAACUGGACUGUUAAGGUAUGUGAUUUUGGCUUGUCUCGCUUGAAGCACAACACAUUUUUGUCAUCCAAAUCAACAGCUGGAACGCCUGAGUGGAUGGCGCCAGAAGUUCUUCGCAAUGAACCUUCAAAUGAGAAGUGUGACAUCUAUAGUUUUGGUGUCAUUCUAUGGGAACUUGCUACCUUAAGAUUACCUUGGAGCGGGAUGAACCCUAUGCAAGUGGUGGGAGCUGUUGGCUUCCAGAAUAAACGUCUCGAGAUUCCAAAGGAACUUGAUCCUAUUGUAGCAAGAAUAAUAUGGCAAUGUUGGCAAACUGAUCCAAACUUGCGUCCUUCAUUUGCUCAGCUAACAGUGGCUUUAGCACCAUUGCAACGUCUUAUCAUUCCUUCGUAUGUGGAUCAGCCCAGCUCCCAUUUGCCACAGGAAAUCUCAGUAAAUUCUACCCCGUAAAUUUUCCAGUUCCCUAAGUGCUAAUGUCGGCUGGUCAUUUUAUAUCUGGGAAAAGCAAGGUUUGGUUUUCGUUUCGUCCCUAUGCAAGACGAAAGAACGGAGACUGUCUUUUGGGCAAAGGAUAGAUGGUGCUUGUUCUCAGAGAGGUGCUUUAGGAAGAAAAAGUAAAAGCGACCUUGGUAGUGCUAUACUGCUAUUGAAAUGUGUCAUUUAUGUGUUGCUCUUCUUGUAUAGUGGUUGUGUAUAAGUUGAUCCCGAAGGGAGCGGUUGUCCUUUUGAGUUGUAUAUUCCUAAUGACAUAAAUUCCUUGGUUGAGGCCCCCUCGAAAUAAUGAGGUGGUGCCCGUAAUCAUUUAUCGCAUGAUCCCUGUAUAGGCUAUACAACAGUGGCUGAGUUGCCAGUUAUCACGAAUAUAGUAUUGAUCCCUUUGGCAAGUCUGCACUGUAUCGAUACUUGAAAAGCAAAAAAAGAUAAAUAUCUUCAGGUAGCCUGCUCGUGUGA
Molecule: messenger RNA, 3617 nt
Organism: Nicotiana attenuata
Lineage: Eukaryota; Viridiplantae; Streptophyta; Magnoliopsida; Solanales; Solanaceae
Product: serine/threonine-protein kinase EDR1
Exons: 13
Coding region: 159-3116 (985 amino acids)
Biological process (GO): protein phosphorylation
Molecular function (GO): protein kinase activity; ATP binding
Source: RefSeq, a predicted model, not a curated record